Pichia kudriavzevii is the source of this 438-nucleotide messenger RNA. RefSeq lists its product as uncharacterized. The transcript has a single exon. The record is from RefSeq and is a predicted model, not a curated record. NCBI's taxonomy places the organism in Eukaryota, Fungi, Ascomycota, Pichiomycetes, Pichiales, Pichiaceae. The coding region runs from base 1 to 438 and encodes 145 amino acids.
AUGGCUGUUCCUCCAUCUACGGGCCUUGAAGGAAUGAAAACUGACAAGAGUGCUGCUCAAACGGAAGAUUUGGACGUGAAAGAAAUUCCCGAGGUUCCUCCACCAUCACAAAGCACCAAAACAGAACCUACUUCAAUGAGUAUGUCGACAAAUGCAAGAAAAGACAGCGUUGUGAUGCCCUUGAAUACAGGAGGUGUAGCACCUCAGCAAAAGUCAGCAGCCACAGCGCCUACUACCCUCCAAAAUCAGAUUUCAACUAAUAUCCAAAAAAAUCCCACAGGGAAACAACAGAAAACUUUGGGAGAUAUGACGCAAGAAAUGAAGGAAACUCUAAACAAAACCGUAGAGGAAUUGGAGAAAUCGGAUGCAGAAUUUAAUAGACUUGUUGGUAAUGUAGAGAAGAGGAUUGCGUCUUUACGUUUGAAAAUGAGAAACUGA